AUGAGUAAAUUUAAAAGUUCUUGGAUAGUUGCCGUAGUCGUGUUGUUUAUGUUUGGUUGGUUUCUUGAGAUCAGGGCUUUUAAUUGCUCUAAUCUGGAAGUGGAAGGAAUACGAUUCGACUUUACUGAGCUUAAUCAGACGUUUAACAUUACUAAUACUGAGGAGUCACCUCCUACAAUGAAAUAUACCACUUAUUUAAUAAAUCCGUGUUCCCCCUUAACUUACAAUAAUUCUGUUGAAAUUCCCAAUGAAAAUAUGUGUGAAGAUGGAACCUUUAUUUGCGAGAUUAUAACUCAUAAAUCGGAAAAUGUCACUUUA
Molecule: messenger RNA, 318 nt
Organism: Acaulospora morrowiae
Lineage: Eukaryota; Fungi; Glomeromycota; Glomeromycetes; Diversisporales; Acaulosporaceae
Source: the annotation of a GenBank genome assembly